AUGUCCAACCUCCACAUCUCGAAUUCCGAGCUACGGCUCGCAACAGCGACACUCACGGCGCUCGCAGUCCUCGUCCCAACAGUCUACUAUCUGCGCGGCGACAAGCCUCAGGAAGAAACGGCUCACCUGCAAACCUUCCGCAAGCUCCUCAAAGCAUAUACGACCCUGCGACCCGCAGCCCUCGGCGCGAACGCAUCCAAAGACUUCUCGCACACAGUUCUGCCGUUAUCUCUCAACCUUCCUCCCCGAAGUCUUGAUAAUUUUCAACAACAUGCUGUCAUGAUCUUCUCGCUGUUUGAGGAUUUCAAAAUGGCACCGCAUGGAGAGGUGCACUUCUCGCGGGAGACGAACACGGUCAUUGCGCAUUGCAGGAUGGGUGGUAGGGUUGCUGCUAGCGAGAAGGGAAAAGUACUCAUUGAUAAUGGUAUCACCGAGUGGUGGACAGAAUGUGUUCUCUUUGUGAAGAUGACCCCGGACGGCACCAAGAUAACCGAAUUGAAGGAGUUUGUGAACAGCGCGAAGGCACAGGAGCUGCAGCACAGAUUGAGUGGGAUCCUGAGCAAGUGA
Messenger RNA from Didymosphaeria variabile, 567 nucleotides. RefSeq lists its product as uncharacterized. Bases 1 to 567 code for a protein of 188 amino acids. The record is from RefSeq and is a predicted model, not a curated record. The transcript has a single exon. NCBI's taxonomy places the organism in Eukaryota, Fungi, Ascomycota, Dothideomycetes, Pleosporales, Didymosphaeriaceae.